This is a messenger RNA of Linum tenue, 1251 nucleotides long. The record is from the annotation of a GenBank genome assembly. Lineage: Eukaryota; Viridiplantae; Streptophyta; Magnoliopsida; Malpighiales; Linaceae.
AUGGCGGAUUGGCAAAACCUUCCGGAUGAGCUCCUGGACAUAAUAGCCACAAAAUUAACCACCAUCUCCGCCAACAUCCGAUUCACCGGCGCAUGCCGUUCGUGGAGAAUCGCCGGCUUACAACACCGUCUCCCCCUAACUCAGCGGCGACGGAUUCCAGGCCUCAUGCUUCCCCCAAAUGGCCACCGCAAAGUACACAAUUUCCCCUGCAAAUUCAUUCCACUAACCGAGUUCAUCAACCAUGGUAAGAAUAAGAAGAAGAAGAACAACAACAACAACAGGGGCGGCGAAAUUCCGUGGCGGUUCGGAAAGAGCAGCGUCUGCAUCGGGUCGUUGAAAGGAUGGAUGCUUAUUCUGGACCACGACUGCAAAUGGAGGCUGCAGAACCCUGUGACGGGCGCGGAAUUCGCUCUUCCUGCAACCGGAUCGAGACUGAAGAGGGGUGAAAAUUACCAGCCAUACGUGUUGUGGUAUAAUAGGCAUCGAUAUAGGGUUUCAAUCUGGGCUCCUCCUCCUCCUCCUCCCUGGAGCGGCGGCGGCGGCGGCGGUCACUCUGUUUCCGUUUCCGAUUGGUUCGUCUCCGUCGUCGAGCCUUGGAAACCCCGCGUGAGGUAUUGCAGGGUUGGAGAUUCGAAGUGGGUAGUUGUUGAUUUUUCAGAGCAUGGGCUUGUAAUAGUGGAUGCAAUCUGGGCUGAAGAAGAAGGGUCUCUUUAUGUGUUGAAUGCAGCAGGGGAACUCUUCUGCUGCGAAGGCGGCGGCCCGGAGAAGAAGCAGAACAAGAGGCUCGUGGCACUUGGCAGAGAUCACUUCUUGGGACAGGAUCAAUGGGGAGCAUUCAAGUUCCUGGUGGAAGUUGAGGGGGAGAUUCUGCUGCUUAGCCGGAGGAUGGAAGCUCCCCAAAGUGAUGGCAUGUUCGAGUAUAAGAGAACUAGCGGGUUCGAUGUGUACAGACUUGACAGGGAGAGGAUGGCGUGGGCUGAGAUGGCGGAGUUGGGAGAGCUUGCUGUGUUCGUAGGGUUUGGGCAGCCGUUCUGGGUUCGAGUCGAGCCAGAGUCGGGGAUCAAAGGGAACUGCAUUUACUAUCUGGAUAUGGAAGAAAAAGAAAAUCGUUGUAGUAAGACCAUUUGGUACGGUAUUUGUGCGUACGAUUUGAAGACCUCAACGGUUGAGUUCUUAGAUUUCGAACUUGAGAUGAGACGGUACGGGAAACCAGCCCGAUUGCCUAUACCCAUAGCUCCAGAGCCUUGGUGA